AUGUAUUCGGUGAUAACUGUAAGUGAUUCAUGUGCUGCUGGAACAGCUACAGACACUAGCGGUCCUCAUCUGGUGGAGUUGAUUAAGCAAUCAUUCAAAACCGACACCGUCAACUACCUGUUGAUUGCGGACGAUGAACAAUUGAUAAAACAAUCGCUUAUUUAUGCCUGCGAUGUGCUCAAGGUACGGGCCGUUUUUACUACCGGUGGUACCGGAUUUGCUCCUCGCGAUGUUACACCGGAGGCGACACGUGCCAUCAUCACGAAGGAAGCACCACAGCUCACAUUGGCCAUGACUCUGUGCAGCAUGCAGAAAACAAAGUUUGCCGUGCUUUCGCGGGCCGUCUGUGGCGUACGGAACAAAACGCUGGUCGUUAACUUCCCGGGCAGCAAAAAGGCGGUCGGUGAAUGCUUCCAGUCGAUCGUGGACGUUUUGCCGCACGUGUUGAAUUUGCUGAACGAAGGCGAAAUAGAACGAGUUCGUGAAACGCACCGUAAAGUGCAAGCGGAAGGUGAUGUACAGCGUACGGAGGAAGUGCCACACGUGUGUCCACAUGCAACUGGAAAAGGUGGUGAUGAUCGUAACUCACCCUUUCCAAUGAUAAGUGUAAAAGAUGCGUUGCAGCAAAUACUCGCGUCCAUACCAACUGUUCAGACGGCACGGAAGCAACUGAGCCGUGUAAACAUUCCACCAUUUCGAGCAUCCAUCAAAGAUGGCUAUGCUUUAAAGUCAAUCGGUGGUAAGGGUAUGAAGAAGGUGAUCGGUUAUGUAUCGGCCGGCGAUGCGAUCGUACAGACCAAUUUCACCAUUGACGAAUGCUUUAAGAUCAAUACCGGGGCACCGAUACCGUUGCAUGCCGAUGCUGUCAUACAGAUUGAAGACACCAAACUUGUCUCGCGAGAGAAUGAUUAUGAAAGAAUCGUUGAAAUUUUGGCUGAACCGACGGCGUCGCUCGACAUUCGCUCGAUCGGCAGUGAUCUACGAAUGUCGGAAGAAGUAUUCCAAUAUCGAUUCCCGAUCGAUGCAUGCCAGCGUGCACUGCUUGCCGCAAUCGGUGAGCGCGUGUCAGUUGCGAAGGUCAAAGUGGCCAUCCUAUCGACUGGCGAUGAACUUCUGCACCCGUAUGAUGCAGGUACAUUGGGUGAUGCGAGCUCGUUGGAAGGGAAAAUUUAUGAUUCCAACACCACCAUGUUGGUGGCGCUAGUACGUCAAUGCGGUUUCACCGAAGAUCAGUGUGAAAUUCAGCAACGUGUUGUGAAAGAUGACUUCGAAUCGUUGAAAACGGAAGUUGAAUCUCUAACCGGUGCGGUACACAUCAUCAUAUGCACCGGUGGCGUGUCGAUGGGAGAUAAAGAUUUCGUCAAACCGGUGCUAAAAGCGCUUAACUACGAGCUCAUAUUUGGUCGCGUCAAUAUGAAACCGGGCAAACCGUGCACGUACGCCAGCAGCAAAGUGACUAAAUUUUUUGGCCUUCCAGGAAAUCCCGUUUCAGCAUUCGUGACGUUCCAUUUGUUUGCAUUGCCAGCGUUGCGACAGUAUCUCGCUACGAUAAAUGAGACCGCACCGCACGUGGCGAAAUCAAGCCUGCCGAUAAUUACGGUGGAGCUUAUGGAUACCAAAUACGUGCUGGACCCAAGGCCUGAGUAUGCCCGAGCAUCGAUAGUAUCACGGAAUGGUAAACUGUUAGCAAGCAUUUCUGGUGGCCAAAUUAGCAGCAGGUUGAAGAGCACUAUUGAAGCUGAUGUCCUUCUCGAACUUCCGGUCAGAACGGAAACCAAACCAUAUAUCACGGCAGGAACACAACUAAAAGCGCUCGUUCUUCGAUCUGAUUUUAUCUCUCGAUAUGAGUAG
Anopheles marshallii is the source of this 1851-nucleotide messenger RNA. RefSeq names its product molybdenum cofactor synthesis protein cinnamon (gene cin). Gene Ontology annotation, biological process: establishment of synaptic specificity at neuromuscular junction; gamma-aminobutyric acid receptor clustering; Mo-molybdopterin cofactor biosynthetic process. Gene Ontology annotation, cellular component: dendrite; cytosol; postsynaptic membrane. Gene Ontology annotation, molecular function: molybdopterin molybdotransferase activity. NCBI's taxonomy places the organism in Eukaryota, Metazoa, Arthropoda, Insecta, Diptera, Culicidae. The transcript is spliced from 5 exons. The record is from RefSeq and is a predicted model, not a curated record. Bases 1 to 1851 code for a protein of 616 amino acids.